AUGGACAAGGAGCGAAGUUUUAAGUUCAAGCUGUUGGUGCCUCCCAGGAUAAGCCACAGCCAGACUCACUCUGUCAGACCUCAAGGCAUAGUGCAGGGGCAUGGUAAUCCCAUCAGCAUGGUGAACCUCGUAAGCCCUUCAGUAAACCAGAGUGCUCCCCAGAAUAAUCCCAGCACUGGUGAGCUCUAUACCAAACUGUUUGAUGAAGUGGAGAAAAUAAAGUCCUGGAAGGUCAAAGUUGACACUGACACCAUGGAGAAAGAGAGGAAACUCCAGGAUAACAAAAGAACAAUUGAAAACCAACGGAAAGCCAUUCAGGAUUUGCAGUUUGUCAAUGAAAAUCUAAGCACAAAGCUAGAUGAACAGAUCUCUGAAAAUGAGGAUCUAAGAAACAUAAACAAUGCCACAAGAAACUUGUGUAAUAUACUCAAAGAAACGUGUCAGAGAUCUUCUGAGAGAACGCAUUUAUUUGAAACUGAAAGGGAAGAAACGCAUCAACUUUUCCUGGAAAAUAGUGAGAAUAUUAAGGGACUCCUCUCAGCAUUUGAAAGCCUUUGCAUUCGAGUAAAAGGUGACCAACAAGAGAUGCAGAAAGUGAAAGAAGACUUGUUGCAGUUUGAAGAUCUGAAAGAUAAAUAUCAUCAGGAACUUUCAAUGAAAGAUAAAAUGGUAAAAAUGCAUCAGAAACAGCUUGAGGAUAAGGAGAAUGAGCUUCUGAAGGCAUUGUCGAACCUUAAUGAAUCUCAGAAGUGCUGUGAAAAACUGCAAGACUCCAAAAGGCAAACAUCUGAACUUCUAAAAAGCUUGAAAACGGAAAAAGAAUCCCUUCUUCAGAAUCUGGACAGUGCUGAGCAACGCUGUGAAGACAUUAAGAAAAAAGAGGAAAAAGCAGCUGCAGCCCUGGUUGAAAGUAAAAAGGAGUAUGAAGAGAUUAUCAGAAACAAAGACCUCAACUUACAAGACCUCACAAGGGGAAAGAUUCAACAGGCAGAAAAAAUGGAGAAGAUGGAAACAACAAUCAAAGAAUUAAAGGACUCCCUUGGUCUAGAACUGCAAAGGGUCAAAGAUCUGGAGCAUAAAUUGAUGAUGGAGAGCAGUGAGCUUGAAAGAAAUUCCAAACUUUUAGGUGAGACAAUGGAUGGAUCUGCUAAGAAGGAAGAUAUGAUUAAGAUGCUUAAGGAAGAACUGGAUAUGAAAUCAAAAUCCACUGGGUUGUUGGAGAGCAAGAUUGAUGCUUUGGAAGCCAGAGUGGAUGGACUUGGUUCUGAGCUGUUAAGGAAAACAGAAGAAAGUCAGAGAUUGAUGAAUGAAAAAGAGAUGGUGUUAGCAGAAAAUAGUCUCCUCAAGGACGCUUAUGAAAAUGUUGAGAGGGCGAAAGAAGAUUUACAAAAGAAGGCCGCUUUAGCUGAGGUAAGUGAGGAGAAGAUUGUAAAACUCGAAAAGGAGGUACAAAAACUGGAAGAAAAAAAUCAGCAUUUGAGAGAUGAGAUGAGUAAGAUCACAUCCAGAAUCCAGGAAACAUUUCAAGAAAUUGAAAAUAUCCAAAAGGAAACUGAAGGAGUUUGCAAUAACCUGCAAGAAGAAGUUGCGAAAAAGGAGAAACAAAUAAAAGCUGUGGAAGCAAAGUUUCUCAACCUGAGGAAGACAUUUGAAAUGAAACUUAAACUGCAGGAGGAGUUCAGAAAGGAAAAUAAAAUGCUUAAGAAGCAAAUCAUAAAAGAAACUGCUAAAUCCAGUCAUCUCGAAAUGAUGAUUAAAAAGGUUCAAAGUGAGACAGAGGAGCUCGAGACACAGAUAGAGAAAGAUUAUCAAAAAAAAAUUGAAGAUCUUGAAUCAAAAUCAAUCCUAACAGCAGAGCUUGAAAAUGAGGUUCAAAAGCUGAAAUUAACAUCAGCAGAGGCCGUUAAGAACAGAGAAGAGGCAGAGCUCAGGUGCCAGCAUAGGAUUGCAGAAAUGGUUGCAUUGAUGGAAAAACACAAGAGACAGUAUGAGCGCAUGGUUGAAGAGAAGGACACAGAGCUGGGUAAAAGCAAGAUGAAAGAGACCGAAGCAGUCGCUCUUGCAAAAUCACUGGAGUUGGACCUGUCGAAACAGAGGACGGAAAAUGAGCAGCUAAAGGAACAGUUGAAGACAAAAGGAUCGGAGAUGGAAAAUCUACAAAAAGAGAUGACUGAAGUGAAGAAAGCAAAACGUACUGCAAAUGACAUGCUGUUUUCACAACUACAGAACAAGCAGUCAAAUGCUUCAGACUCUAAACAAGAGCUAGGUCAUAAUACUCCAAAGAAAGGUUCUUUAGAGAUGUACGAUUUCUCCAAGACCAAGAAAACAUCAAACAGGAGUCCUGCAGUUCCCAGAAAAGCUGUGUCAGCCAAUAAAAUAACCAAGACAACAUGUGAAACACCAGCAAGGAGAAAGCUUGUUUACAACAAACAUACUAUAUCCUCGGUGACCAAAGUAAGAUUGAUGGACUAUCAAAAGAGUUAUGCACAGUUUAUGCUGUUACAUUUUCCCCAGGGAACAAAAACAUUUUUUUUUCUCCUUUGUGGUUUCCUCUCACAGUCGUACAGAGUAAAAACACCCCCCCUAAAUGAAAAAGCAGGAUGGUGGGGAACCAGCAUCUUUGAAAAGGACUCCAAGUCUGACAGCUCAGAUCAUAUAGAUAUGGUUACCUGUGCAGAUGACCCAGCACCGACUGAUUUUGCUCUUCAGCGCAAAGUUAACAUGUACAAAAAGAUUCAGAGCCCCAUCGAUGUUAAAACACCUGGAAAUUCCGUAAAGCUGGCUGCAAUGAAAAGAAUUAGAGAUGCUGGUUGGACUGCUGUCACUGGCUCUGACAAGAAAAAGAAGACGACCAAUGAGAAAAUAUUUGCCUAAGUAUUGUCUGUACAGGUCAGGUUAGCAGAUAG
This is a messenger RNA of Cyprinodon variegatus (sheepshead minnow), 2906 nucleotides long. RefSeq names its product synaptonemal complex protein 1 (gene sycp1). The record is from RefSeq and is a predicted model, not a curated record. Gene Ontology annotation, biological process: synaptonemal complex assembly; meiotic DNA repair synthesis; lateral element assembly. Lineage: Eukaryota; Metazoa; Chordata; Actinopteri; Cyprinodontiformes; Cyprinodontidae. Gene Ontology annotation, cellular component: male germ cell nucleus; synaptonemal complex; central element. The transcript is spliced from 29 exons. Gene Ontology annotation, molecular function: double-stranded DNA binding. Bases 1 to 2874 code for a protein of 957 amino acids.